UAUGAGCGCACGUCUAUCAAAACAACGUGAUAGACACCGAAAAUUCAGUUAUUUACAUUAAUAUAAUUUUAUUAACCAUAACUGUUGAAUUGUUGUUAAAAUGAGCGUCAUAGCAAAAGGAUUUGUUAACUUAUUUCGUUCGCAAAUAGGAAAGUCCAUAGAAGCAUCAAACGCAUGGAGUCUUACAAAAUCAUGUGUCAACAAUGCAUUCACUGGUUUCGCAGAAUUCAAAAGAUUUGGCUCUUCAUUAUUUCAAAUGCAUAAAAAGGGCCCGCAUCAUAAAAAACGUAACAAGCAGAGACCUUUCGAUGGAAACCCUUUUGCGAAGGGUGUUGUUCUUAAAACUCUUAUAAAAAAGCCAAAAAAACCAAAUUCAGCCAACAGAAAAUGCGUACUUGUAAAACUAUCUAACGGAAGAGAAAUGGUUGCUUACGUUCCAGGUAUUGGUCAUAAUCUACAAGAACACAACAUCGUGCUUUGCCGAGUAGGCCGAUUAAAAGAUACGCCUGGAGUUAAAAUCAAAUGUGUAAGAGGAAAAUAUGAUUUGCCGCAUGUGAUAAAACCCGAACAGAAAUAAAACAUGCCGUAGCUGGGUAAUAAUUUGACAUGUCAGCGUACAAAAUCAUUGACGAGUGUGCAAGAGUGAAGCUAUAAAAUUUGCUGUGAAUAAAUAAAGCGGUUCUUUGACACAUAUUUUUGAGGAUAGAUCCCUACUAGCCUAGUCGGUAGAUAUCACUUGAACCCUUUUAUUUACCGUUAGUUGAACCACACGUACGAGCUUCCGUCACUAUGCAUAAUACAUUUGUGCGCAUCGUGUCGCACCCAGCAGACAAUAGGAAAAAAGGGCUUCUAUCCACAU
Molecule: messenger RNA, 859 nt
Organism: Cotesia glomerata
Lineage: Eukaryota; Metazoa; Arthropoda; Insecta; Hymenoptera; Braconidae
Gene: tko
Product: 40S ribosomal protein S12, mitochondrial
Exons: 5
Coding region: 101-577 (158 amino acids)
Biological process (GO): translation
Cellular component (GO): ribosome; small ribosomal subunit
Molecular function (GO): structural constituent of ribosome
Source: RefSeq, a predicted model, not a curated record